Messenger RNA from Anarrhichthys ocellatus (wolf-eel), 6897 nucleotides. RefSeq names its product golgin A4 (gene golga4). Gene Ontology annotation, cellular component: Golgi apparatus. NCBI's taxonomy places the organism in Eukaryota, Metazoa, Chordata, Actinopteri, Perciformes, Anarhichadidae. Gene Ontology annotation, biological process: Golgi vesicle transport. The coding region runs from base 148 to 6519 and encodes 2123 amino acids. The record is from RefSeq and is a predicted model, not a curated record. Gene Ontology annotation, molecular function: small GTPase binding. The transcript has 25 exons.
CAGAGAGCUCCGUCACCUGCUGGAUAUCAGAAGCGAACAAGGAAGUCUAGCACUGAGGACUUGCUGUCAGGCUAAGCUUAACAAAAUACAUCUCCGCCGGAUAGAAGUUAUCGGCUCAUCAGCUGUCAGCUACACCAGCGUGACAAGAUGUUUAAAAAACUUAAACAGAAGAUAAAUGAGGAGCAGUCCCCGCAGAGGAGUGCGCAGUCGCCCCAGCAGGCCCAGAUGGGCAGUGGAGAGCGGCGCGGCAGUCAAACACCCCCGUUUCAUUACGAUGGCUCUCCCUCUAGCGGUGACAGAGAGAUGCUGGCUGGGAUGAUAGCCGAGCCCGCUUUUCUCUCUGAAUAUACUAUCUUUGCUCUGGACCAUUCAAAACAACCCCAAACGGCCCAGGUAGCCAGUGUGAGCACCCCUAAAGGAGCAGCAAGAUCUCCCAGAGGUAGCAUCAACGGGGAUGGAAGUGCUUCUCCUCAUAGAGAGGAGACGUCAUUUGCCCAGAAGCUACAGUUGAGGGUUCCCUCGAUGGAGUCGUUGAUUCGCGGUGGUGCCAGUCGGGCCGAAAACCUGUUCCGCUCUCAGUCUAAAGAAAACCUGGUCCGAAGCUCGUCGCGUGAAUCCCUGACACCUUUGGGAGAGAACGAGUCCCCGGGCGCCCCCUUGUACGAUCCCCCCUCGGAUAUCGAGAGCGAGGCUGAGGAGCCACCAGGAAGUGCAGAGUCCCUUUCCAAAGAGCAGCUGUUGCACCGACUGCUUAGAGUGGAGAGGAGCCUGGGGAAGUACAGAGGGAAGUACUCGGAGCUGGUUACUGCGUACCGAACGGUGCAACGAGAUAAAGAAAAAACGCAGGUCAUCCUCAGUCAGAGUCAAGAUAAAGCUCUCCGCAGGAUAGGGGAGCUGCGGGAGGAGCUACAAAUGGACCAGCAGGCCAAGAAACACCUACAAGAGGACUUUGAUGCUGCGCUGGAGGAGAAGGACCAGAUGAUCACUGUGCUCCAAACACAGGUUGCUCUGUUGAAGAAACGAGCCAUGGUGGUCUCUGACGGUGCUGUGCCACCCGAGGGUGACGUCCCUCAAUCUGAAGAUGCAAAUUCAGACUCGACCUCCUCCACACAAAGUCCUCUGAAGGAGCAAGGAGUAGAGCCUGAAGCCACUGAAGGAGAGGGCAGCAGUGAUCCAACCAAACUUAUGGAGACAUUGCAGAAGCGAGUGAAGAGGCAGGAGAACCUGCUGCAGAAGUGCAAAGAAGUGAUGCGAACACACAAGGAGCGCAGCGCCCAGCUGGGCAUCGAGAACGAAACUCUGCAGCAGCAGCUGCAGGAGAGACUGCAGGAGCUGGAGAAGAUGAAGGAAGUGCACACAGCAGAAAAGACGAAGUUGAUCACUCAGCUGCGUGAUGCCAAGAACCUGAUUGAACAGCUGGAGCAGGACAAGGGAAUGGUGAUCGCUGAGACAAAGCGCCAGAUGCACGAGACCCUGGAAAUGAAAGAAGAGGAGGUUGCACAGCUCCGCUCCAGGCUGCAGCAGACUACCGUCCAGAAGGAAGAAUUACAGGAACAGAAAGAAAAGGCUGAGAAAUCAGCAUUUGAAGAACUUGAACGAGCGCUGGGCGUAGCUCAGAGGGCGGACGAGGCCCGAAAACAGCUGCAGGUUCAGCUGGAGGAGCGAGUGAAGGACGUUGAAAGAGCCAGUGAGGAAGAGAGGAAGAGUCUGCAGCAGGAACUCACACGAGUCAAACAGGAGGUCGUCACCAUCAUGAAGAAAUCAUCGGAGGAAACGGUUGCCAAUAUGGAAAAACUCCACAGUGAAGCUUUGGCUGCUAAAGAAGAAGAGACGAGUGUCAGAAUCAACAAAGCUGUGGAGCAAUGCAAAGAGGAGUUUGCCCAGUUAGGAAAUGAGCGGGAGCAGCAGUCCUCUCUGGCUCUGGAGGAUGUAGAGCUACAGAAGGUAGCUCUGAGGACUGAAGCUGAUAAUAAGGUUAAAGAGAUACAGCAGGAGCUGGAAGCUGCAAAAACUAGAGUAUUGGAGCUGGAGAGCACUCUGGAGAAGAUCUCACAGGAUGGAUCAAGUCUCUCCCAGGAACUUUCCGGUCAGCUGGACGAGCUGAAGAAUAAACACACAGAGCAAAUCUCUGCAUUAAAGGAGAAGCACCGGGAGCAGCUGGAAAAGCACAAGGGCACCCGAACCCAGCUCAAGGAAACCCACAGAGUUGAAGUGGAGACCCUUCUGAAAGAUAAAGACCUGCAGCUCCAAGCACAUGUUGAAGACAUGAACCAGAAAACUUUGGAGAAACUGGAUGCAAAGCAGGCCGAGCUGGAGGCAGUAUCCGCUGAACUUUCUGAGGCUUUGAACAAUAAACAGCUCCUGGAGGGGAAGUUGGUGGCAGCUGAAGAUGCUCAUAGUUCAGCCCUGCAGGAACACGAGAAGAGGUUUCAGGAUCAUGUGGAGAAGCACAAUGUAGAGCUCGCAAAUAUCAAACAGGAGCACGAGCAGUUGCUUGGUGGUAUGGAGAAAACUCUGAAGCAGGAGCUUAACGCGUUGAGGAUUGUUGUGACAGAGAGGGAAAAGGAAAUGAAAGAACACAUGCUAAGAGAAAAAACACUAAAGAAACAGUCGAAAUCCACUGUACAAGAAUUAAAUGUCAAAGUCGAGGAGCUGCAGCAGUGUUUGUCACAAUCCCAGCUGGAAAAUGGGAGCCUCAAGGAAUCUAAUGCACAGUUAAGUAUGAUGUCCGAGGAUCUUGAUCAGUGUCAGAGGGAUUUGACAGAUAUGGAGCAUCAGUUUAAAGUAGCAAAGAACGAUUGUCAACAAAAGGAGAAGGCGCUUCAAGAACUGAAGGACCAAUUUCAACAGACCAAAAAGCAGCUUUCGGAGCAGAAGCAGUCAUUUAAUGCAGAACUCGACACUAAGCAGGAAGAAGUCGCUCGCCUCAAGAAACAGCUGGAUGAUGAAAAAGCUGCCCUCGAGAAAAAGAUGAAAACUACAAUUACUGAUUUGGAAGACAAGCUGAAAACACAGGAAACAAAAAUGGAAAAGAUCAAACACAAGGCCAAAGAAAUGCACGAGAGUUAUAAGAAGAAGCUGCAGCAGAAUGAAGAAACCAUGAAGAAGGAACUCGCAAAGAAGGACCGAGAGCUUCAGCAGACGGAGCAUCAAGUACAGGAGAAAAUUGUAGAGAUGUCCCAAAAAAGUUCCCAAGGCCUCAGCAGUGCGAUGUCGGAGCUGCAGGCCAACCACAAGGAAGAAGUGGAGAAGCUCAACAACACGCAUACGCAUGAGGUUGAGGAGCUGGAGCAUCGUUGGCAGGAGAAGUUGGGACAGCAGGAGGAAGAGUUAAUGGAGAAACACUCGCACAUACUGCAGGAGAAGGCUCAGGAACUGGAGGACGUUUCUCAGCAACUCGGCAGAGGCAAGGAGGAGAACGAGCAAGUGUGGUGUGAAAUAAAGGAUUUAAAGGAGGGCCUGGCUAUUCGAGAAACCACUGUGCAGAAGCUGCAGGAAGAGCUUAACGAAGCAGCAGUGAAGCUUGAAGGUUUGUCUCAAAGUGAGGCGUUGCUCAAGGAGCAAAUGGAGUCAGUGGAGAGGAACCUCAACCAAGCUCUGAACGAGAGAAGCUCCCUCCAAGACGAGCUCAACGCGACAAAGGAAGAGAACAGGGAGAAGGUGAAGACCUUGUCGGGAAAGUUGAAGGAAAUGGAGAAGCAGUGUAAAGCGCUGAAAGGCUCCAGAUCUAAGGAAAGCAAGGACUUGCAGAAACAAAUUGAGGGAACUGAGAUUCAGCUACAAGCCAAGGAGGCAGAGUUCCAGCAGCAGUUAAUUACGAUCACAAACCAAAUGGAGCACUACUGCAAGGAGGUUCAGUCCAGAGUGGAGUGUGGAUCUAAUGAGCUGUGUCAAAGAGUUGAAUGUAGGUUAAAGCAGCUGAAAGACGGACUGCUCUGCAGUCAGAAGAAGGUAGUGAAUCUCAAAAACGUCAUCCUCACUAAAGUAGAUAGAAUCCGCACUUUAGAGGAGAACCUCCGCCAGCAGACGGAGGAGAAUAAGAAUCUAUGCAUUUCACUGGAACAGAUGUCUGCUCAGGUAAACGCUCAUCUGGAGCAUGUCAAAGCCUUAACACAUGACAAAGAGAAUCGUUCUCAGUCCGUCCACGAGAAAGCUCUGCAAAUUGAGGAGCUGAGUGAAGCAAACCGACUCAUGUCAGAAAGUAUGAAAACAAACGAGUUGCAUUUCCGUGACCUGGAAAGCAUCGCCGGUGACUUGAAAAAUCAGCUCGCAAGUAGCGUAAAAGAGAAGGAGGAAGCCAUAAAUCAGCUGAGUCGGCAGUAUAAAGAGGAGAGACAACAGGCGGCUGCUCGAACGGAGGAAGCCGUUGAGAGAUUAGAGCAGGAAAGACAGUCUGCUUUAGAGGAGGCAGAAGCACUCAGGAACAGUCUCUCUGAGUAUGAGACCACGUUCACCCAGAAUGACAAAACUAUCACCUCUCUGCAGACCAGGCUCGACGAGCUGGAGCGAGAAAUCUCUGAGAAGAAUGAAACCCUGCGGGGGCUCACGGCGAGCAUCGACAAUCAGUCCAUCAGCAAGUCUGAGAUGGACCAGGCGCUGAGCGAGAAGGAGCAGAAGGUCAGCGGUCUUACCUCGGAGCUGGAGGGUAGCAUCCGUCGACUCGGUGAGCUCCAGGAGCAGUUAGCCUUAAAGACGAAAGAGUGCGAGCAACUCACAGCUGACCUCAAACAGCAGCACGGCGUCAGGGAGAAUGAGAAGAGAGAGCUGGUGGAGCAGCUGCAGCAGACCCAGAUGCAGUGCACUCAGAAUGGCAGUGUGGAGCAGGAGAUGGUCAAACAACUCCGCUCCCUCGAGGAAGACAACCAAAAGUGCAAACGCCAGCUUGAAAGUCAACGGGAGGACUUUGAGAGGGUGAGAGAUGAGAUCCUCAAGAGCAGAGAGGAGAGCGUGAAGGCAGCUGAGGAGAAGUUGUCUGCAGAGAGCGCCCGGAAAGUAUCGGAGCUGAAGAAGAAGGCCGAGCAGAAAAUCGUUCAGAUUAAGAAACAGCUGACCUCGCAGCUCGAGGAAAAGGAGCAGGCGGCGAAGGCUCUUCAGGCCAUUCUGGAGGAAACCGAGAGCAACGUGGCGUCCGGCAAGCAACACGCAGAAACGUUGGAGGAGAAAACGAAAACACUGGAGGAAGCUCUCGUCAAGCUUAAGGAGGAGCAGGAGCAACGGCUUGAGCAGACUCUGAGUAAUGAGAGGCUCGAGAAAGAAAAGUCUUUAGAGGAAUUGAAAAACUCGUACGAAGAGAAGUUGGCGGCGCUUCAGAGAGAUGCAGCGCAGGAAGGGGAGCUCAAAGGAACUGAGUCAGCGCUCCGCGAAAUUGAGGCAAAGCUGAAAGAAGCAGAAGAGCGGAAUGGAAACCAUCUCGCAGAAAUCAAUCGCCUGAAAGAAGAAAUAUGCGAGAAGGAUGCCCAGCUUGAAGAACAUCAGGCCGCUAUUAAGCAGCUUCCGAAUCCGUCGGGAGCCGAGGCUGAGGUGAGGGUGGAACGUAGCAGCGUCCAGGAAACCAAGAGCGUGAUGCAGACCGAGACGGGAAACCACUCAUCGAUGCAGGAAGUGGAGGGCGAUUCUCCGGAGUCUCUCAAGAGCGAUCUGAGUCAGCUGAAGAACGAGAAAGAGAGAAUCCACAAGGACUUCGUCCGGCUACAGAAAGACAUUCGAGCCCUGAGGAAGGAGCACGAACAGGACCUCGAAUACAUGAAGAAAGAGCUGCUCGAGGAGAAUGAGAAAAAGCUGAAACUGGAGCUGGAAGAUGUGGAGAUGAAGCACAAUUCUGCUCUCAAGCACUUAAUGAGGGAGUUCAACACGCAGAUGGCUUUGAGAGAGCGGGAGCUUGAUAUGGCAGUGAAGGAGACCAUCGCGAAGGCCCAGACUGUAGAGGCAGAGCUCAUGACGAGCCAUCACGAAGAAGCCACUGAGCUGAGGAAGGUGAUUGGCGAGAAGGAGGAUGAUUUGCACAGAACUGUUCAGAAAUAUGAAGAGGUUUUACAGAGUCGAGAGGAGGAGAUGGGAAACAGAGUGUGGCAGGUUCAGAAAGAACUGGAGGAGUUGCAAGCAAAGGGCAACGACCCCGCUGAGAUGAGCGCAGAAGAACUACAGUUCUCACCGGCGGUAAUGUUCCGUCCUUCUCUACCUCAGGCUGUACUGGCCGAGAAGACGACUCUGCUGAGCGAGGCUCGUCUGAAGGAGCAGGGCUUCGUUGAGAGGAUUCACUCGCUUGAGGACAAGAUUAAAUGUUUCCCCCGGACCACUGUUGUAACUCAUCUCGGGAGCACAUUUACAGAACCGGCAUACAACAGCAGUGCACCUACAGAGACGGAGUAUCUGAGGAAGGUGUUGUUUGAAUACAUGAUGGGACGGGAAACAAAAACGAUGGCCAAAGUGAUUACCUCCAUGCUGAAGUUUUCUCCAGACCAAGCGCAAAAGGUUUUGGACAAAGAAGACUCAAAAGCAGCUCCUUGGUUACGCGUGUAAAUGAUUUGGGUAUUUAUGGAUGAAGAUCUGCUGCUGCUGAAGGGGAAGACUAUCAUGGAUUUGAUCAAGCCCUUCUUUCUGCGUUUCUUUUUAUUUUAUGUGUGUGUUGGUGUUUGUAUAUAUGUGUGUUUGAGCACACAGGGGCAUAAGCGUGGCGUGUGUGCUUGUGUGUGUGGUGAGGUAUGCUUGAGUAUAAUCUAAUGGUAUGAGGGAAUUAGAGAAUAUGCCAGAAACACAAAUCUUCCAUGAAUCUACUUUUAUUCUGAAAUUAAGUUUGUUAAUUUAUACGUUUUAGAUGAAGUGAAAGUGUUUUCUUUUUGUUUUAGAAUAUCUUUAUACAGAUUGGCUUGUGCAAUAAAUGAUAUAAUGAUCACUUAU